Daldinia decipiens is the source of this 2625-nucleotide messenger RNA. RefSeq lists its product as uncharacterized. Bases 586 to 2280 code for a protein of 564 amino acids. The record is from RefSeq and is a predicted model, not a curated record. The transcript has 2 exons. Lineage: Eukaryota; Fungi; Ascomycota; Sordariomycetes; Xylariales; Hypoxylaceae.
CGGCCCAACUUCACCUUGAGCCAAAUCCACUUACACGCAGCCCAUUCAUCCAACCCGCCGCCAACCUACUAAGACCCUGACUAGGUAUGGACCGACCAGGCUGUUCGAUUUCCCACAUACUACGCUACUUACAUCCGAAUUAUAUUCUCCUUCUCCAUGUUUCAGGUUGGCCAUUCUUGCAUUUGAAAAAUACAUCAUCGUUUAGCCCAAGGCUGGUUCUGCCGAGCUGAUUGGCAUCCCGGUUCAUCGUGGCCCGGCCGUAUCCAUCUCGAGGAUAAGAGGACCGGUCCUCCUCCUCCUUCCGUCUCUCUUCUGUUCUAGUUCUUCAGUAUCAACUCUCUGGUCGGAUAGGAUCAGCUUUUCUUUUUCAUCCUUAUUUAUUAGAUAUUUUUUUCGAGGCAGGCCGCUGGCUUCACGACCUGAAUUUCCUCUCUUAGCUUCACAGCAUCAAGCCUCCAUUCACACCAGUGCUUUGCCCUCUACCAAAUACUCAGGAGCCGGCUCUCCUAUCCACCUUCACUUUAUAAUCUAUAAUCGUCUAGUUCUUGUCUAGGCAGACAAGAACACUCAAAUCUAAAUAUCGACAUGGCUACUCUGGCAGGAGACAUGUCUUUUGACUUUACAUUCCCUUCAUGCGAGCCCGUCACGCCACCGAGCUUCAAUUUUGAACCAUCUCUGCUUGAAUUUUCUUAUCAUCCCGGACAUGCUCGCUCAAGCUCGUAUGGAUCUUUUUGUUCUACUACCGAGACGUCGCCCUCCGACUCGGUUAGCACACGGGUCACCACACCGUCCCGCUCACCACCGCCAAUCCGACAACAUGGCCCCAUUCUGCUGCCCAAGAUUCGCUCCCAGGACCAGGCCAUUGAAUCGCCCGCCAAGCGUGUCAGGACAUCGCCUACUCCCGCCCCAAAGCCUAGCCGCCGCCCAAGCUUCCGCCCUUCGCAUACCCGGAGCUAUACUAACCCGGAGACUUUAAAUCACUUCUCAAACGCAUUCUUUACUUCUCAGGACGAACAAAAUACCAUGUCUCAAUCGCUUCUAUGCUCUCCCAUCACCUUCCCUCAGGAUAGCAUGAACCAGCCCCGCCGCGCCUCAGCCGUCAGCCUCGAUGGUGCAACGCUUGAGAAGUAUGGCUUUCCUACUUAUCGCCAGAUGCCAUCAUACGUUCCAGCUGUUCCCCAGCCCCAGAACGACCAGUUCUUCUAUAGCUACGCGCCUCGCGCCCCUUCUCCAUUAAACCUCUCUUCCACCCCUACACCUGAUCCAACCCCAUCCACUACUCUCAUGAACUACCUCACAACAUCCAACCCUGCUCCGUCUCUGGUGCGCACCAUCUCAUUCCCAAUGCGUGACCCUCAUACCAAGCAUUUCUGGUGGGAUGUUCGCCAAAUCCGAUCAUGGACCAGCUUUAACUUGAGUACAAUACUCUCCCUUCCCGGAGCAUCUGGUCUCCUGAACUGCCCAGUCCCGCAGCCGCUUCUCCAGCAGCCCCCCACUGGUGCACGUCACCCCGAGACAGAAGCCGCACUCCAUGCAAUCUACGCCUCUUACUACAUCCCUAAGCUUAACUCGGCCCUUGGGCUUUCUUCCCAGCGACCUGUCCAGCUCUCUGUUCCUUCGACCAAGGCUACCACAACUUCAUCUAAUGACCACGUUUUCGUGGCUAACAUUGCUGGCGAGUCCUCUACCGCAGCAGCAAUCUUCGGUGGUAAGCCUACAGCUCGCGUGGUUGGACUGGUCAAAUCUUUCGACCGUUUUAACACGGGUAUGCGUGUUGAGGGCAACAUCAAGCGCGUCGAGUACCUACGAGGCCUAGCUCACUUACACCACGUAAUGCGCGAGCACGGCACACGUUAUGGAUUUAUCUUAACUGAAAUCGAGCUAGUUGUCUGCCGCAACGGUGCUGAGGGCACCCCGCAUUUUGGCUACCUAGAAGUCAGUAGUGUCCAGCUUGCUGCGACGGCCGACUCAGUUUCUGAUGAGAGUGAUGAGAUCCCCCUAACUGCUUGUCUUGCACUCUGGGGCCUGUGCAUCAUGGCCAGUGAUGAUGGCGUCAAUUCCCACGGCCUAGGUCUUAACGGCCAAGUCACCUGGAAGGCAGAAAUAGGAGCUCCCGCUGAGGGGACGAGAAGAAAGGCGCUUCCAAGAGAUGACUGGAUGCCUCAACCGCAGCUCGCAGAGAAGCGCGAAGCGAAACGCGCCAGGGGGUGGGUCUUCCCAGAAGAGCCUGUAGGCAGGAAGGAGCUCGGAAAGAGAGGUGUCCGGUAUGGUGGCUGUUAAUUAAUUAUUAUUUAGUUCUAUUUUUUGGGGGGGUGAGCAGGUUUGGCUGGUUCCAAUCCUUGUUCGUUGGAUCUUGUGGAAGCAGUGUUUUAAGCGGAUGAGAAAUGAGGCAUGAUUGACGAACACUGGCUUUACGCGGGGGGUUGGGCUACUUGGUUGGUUAGAUUACCAGCCCCAGAUAUCCAGGGAAUGAAGCAUUAGUUACUUCUAAUACUGAAGCAAAUCAGUUAAACUAUCCGUCCAAGAUCUCAAGUAUAAUGACUAGUUGAAGGGUUAAACAAUAAGCUAAUAGAGUAUUAAUAAAUGUAAGGAAUCAGCUGUAGUUUAUAGGCGAAGCGUUUCCGC